UAGCAGGGACUUUCAGAUUUUAGGGUUGGCUAAUUUCUGUAAACCAUCCAUUUUUGAGAGUAGGUAAACAUAUUUGUUGUUGGUGUUGAUAGUUGAUUAGUCAGUAAUUAAUAAACUAAAUACAAAUUUCGUGGCACAAUACCCAAAAUGAAACGAAGGGGAGUUAAAAAGGCACAAAAAGCAGAAGAUGACUCUAAUGGAGUCGAAGAUUUUGUAGAAAAAAACGGCGGUGCUUCAGAUGUAGAGGAUGAAAGCGACGAGCAACCAAAAGAUAAGAAGAGAAAAUCUAAAUCAAACCGCAAAAGUGCGUCUCCUAGCAAAAAAACAGUUGACGAAUCCAUGGACGAAGCUGACCCCCUUGAAGACGUUGAAGAAGUAAAGAAACCGAAAGAAAAAACCAAAAAGUCGAAGGCAGUAUCUGAGGAUGAGGACGAAGAUGGCACAGGCGAUGAGACCCAAUACGAGGUGGAGAAAGUUCUCGACGAUAAAAUGAUCGCUGGCGUUCGCCAUUAUUUGAUUCGCUGGAAAGGCUAUGGACAAGGUGAUGAUACAUGGGAACCUGAAGACACUUUGAAUUGUCCAGAUGCCAUAAAAGCAUUUAAGGAUGCCAAGAAAAAGACUAAAAAGGUCAAAAAAGAUGCUGGAGAAGAGUGGGACGAGAAUGAAGACUUUGAGGUUAGUCGAAUUUUGGAAGUGCACCAUAACAAGAAUGGCAAGAGAGAGUUUCUUGUAUCCUGGAAGGGAUUUUCGCCGAAAGACAAUUCCUGGGAACCAGAAGAGAAUAUGGAUUGUAAAGAUUUAAUCGAGAAAUUUAUGAAAAAAGUUGACAAAGCUAAAGAUGUUGACGAACGCGAACUUAGAGUAAAUAGAAAACACGUGCAACGUUUAACUUAUAACACACCAGACACAUCUCGUCGCCUUAGUAGGAGAAUGAGCGGGAAAGAAAGGGUACAAUACCACGACGCAGAAUAGAAUUAGUACAAGUACACAGCAUAAUGCUUAUAGGUUAUAAGAGAGAAUGUUUUAAUAAAUAUAUCCAGUCUAUUAUUAUCUUUCUUGAACUGUAAUAAAAUUUUUUACAUUUGAUGGCAUAUGAAGUAUUGUUUUAUUAUCAGAAUAUGUAUUUCUUUGUGAGUUGUUUAUGUAUUUGUAAAUUCAUUAUUAAAAAAUGUGUUAAUUUUUUUCCUAAUAAAAGUGUCUCGAAUA
Messenger RNA from Diabrotica virgifera virgifera (western corn rootworm), 1206 nucleotides. Its product is annotated as chromobox protein homolog 1. Gene Ontology annotation, cellular component: pericentric heterochromatin. The transcript is spliced from 5 exons. Bases 148 to 972 code for a protein of 274 amino acids. The record is from RefSeq and is a predicted model, not a curated record. Lineage: Eukaryota; Metazoa; Arthropoda; Insecta; Coleoptera; Chrysomelidae. Gene Ontology annotation, biological process: chromatin organization; negative regulation of transcription by RNA polymerase II. Gene Ontology annotation, molecular function: chromatin binding.